Molecule: messenger RNA, 849 nt
Organism: Nicotiana tabacum (common tobacco)
Lineage: Eukaryota; Viridiplantae; Streptophyta; Magnoliopsida; Solanales; Solanaceae
Product: heavy metal-associated isoprenylated plant protein 7
Molecular function (GO): metal ion binding
Source: RefSeq, a predicted model, not a curated record
AACCAAAAGCAGUAAAACAACAAUAGAGACUAAAAUAGAGAGGUUUUUCAUUUGCAGAGUUUCAAAUUCAUUGAAAAUCAGCAUUGUUUAAAGAGCUGCAUUAAUAUGGGUGAGGAGAAGAAAGUGGAAGAAAACAAGGAGAAAGAGAAGAAGGAAGAAGAGAUAGUGCUAAAGGUUGAUAUGCAUUGUGAAGCUUGUGCUAGAAAAGUUGCUAGAUCCUUGAAAAGAUUCCAAGGAGUAGAGGAAGUAAUGGCGGAUUACAAGGCCAGUAAGGUGGUGGUAAAAGGCAAAAAUGCAGACCCUCUUAAAGUGUGUGAAAGGGUCCAAAACAAAAGUGGCCGAAAAGUUGAACUCAUUUCACCUUUACCUAAGCCACCCGAAGAAGAAAUUAAGGAGGAAAUUAUAAAGAAAGAAGAGAAAAAAGAUGAGCCUCCUCCGGUAAUAACGGUUGUCUUGAACGUUCAAAUGCAUUGUGAUGCUUGUGCUCAAGCUUUGCAGAAACGGAUCCGCAAAAUUAAAGGAGUAGAAUCUGUUACGACAGACCUUGUAAAAAAUCAAGUAGUAGUAAAAGGUGUCAUCGACUCAGAGAAGAUAGCUAAUGAUGUUUAUAAGAGAACUGGAAAACAAGUUUCAGUUAUAAAGAAUGAAGAGAAAAAGGAAGAAACUGAGAAGAAAGAAGAAGAGAAAAAAGAUAAAGAAGAAAAGAAACAAGGUGAAGCUGAGGAAAGCAAAGGAGAAGAUGAUAACAAGACAGACAUUAAGAAAAAUGAAUAUUUGCCUGCAAAAUACUACUACAAUUAUAAUAUGGAGUAUGCUAAUUAUUCCCCUCAGAUUUUCAGUGAUGAAAAU